Paramecium tetraurelia is the source of this 246-nucleotide messenger RNA. RefSeq lists its product as uncharacterized. The transcript has a single exon. The record is from RefSeq and is a predicted model, not a curated record. NCBI's taxonomy places the organism in Eukaryota, Ciliophora, Oligohymenophorea, Peniculida, Parameciidae.
AUGGGAUGCACAAUAACUUCUGAAAAAGUGAGCCAACAGAAAACUAUGAUGAUGGAAUCCACUUUUAACAAAGAAUAAAGAGAAAAGGAAUAACGCAUCAAGGCCCAUCUAAUUCUAGAUGAAUACAGGUAAACAAAAACUGUCAGAAAGUAAGUGAAACUCCAAUCUGAUGUUAAAGAUGCCCUACAAGAAUAACUGUGUCGCAACAAAACAGCCACACCUCAAAAAUCCUCCAUAGCAAAUUGA